Eutrema salsugineum is the source of this 587-nucleotide messenger RNA. Its product is annotated as protein RALF-like 32. The record is from RefSeq and is a predicted model, not a curated record. The coding region runs from base 25 to 381 and encodes 118 amino acids. The transcript has a single exon. Lineage: Eukaryota; Viridiplantae; Streptophyta; Magnoliopsida; Brassicales; Brassicaceae.
UUCAAAGUAUAAACCACAUCAAGCAUGGAGUACUACACAUUCUCUCAAGGAUUUACCGAAAACGACGAAAAACGUGCACCCGGAAAGCAUCACGUGAAGAACACUUGGGUCAAAGAACGUUACGAGAGCGAUGAAGAAGAUGGUUCGAGAGAUGAAGAGGUGAACAAAAUGAUCCUAAAACAUGAUGAUGUAGAAACUAAAGAUAUGGUAACAUCAUCGAGUGGUGAGAGGAUGAUGUUGACAAGUAAAGUGAGGUAUCUCACCUAUGGAGCUCUCAAACAUGAUACGCCGCCAGCUGGUGGUGGUGGAGGAAGAGUCAUGCCUCCUCCGUCGAACAGGUACCACGUUGGCCAUCCCAAGUACUACAGAUGCAGGGGUUGAAGAGAGAACUCUCCGGAGAUAUAAUAAUUUGAAAUCAAUAAAUAUGAAUGAUAUAAGUAAUAAAUUUGGUAAGUAUGUAUACUUCCAUUACAUGGAACAUUUGUUGCUUAUUUCACUAUGUGCUUAGAAGUUGUAACUCCUCUUGCGAAAUAUUGAUAUCUAAGAGAGAAAAAUAUAUGUGGAUGAUCAUCGAGUUAUUUUAGUAA